UUACAGCAGCAAACGAUGUUUUGUCUUGAAUAUGGCGGCAGGACCAAUCGCGGAACGAAACCAAGAUGCCACAGUCUAUGUUGGCAGUCUUGAUGAAAAAGUUACAGAAGCAAUUUUGUGGGAAUUAUUCCUACAAGCAGGACCUGUCGUUAAUGUACAUAUGCCUAAAGACCGAGUCACUCAGAGCCACCAAGGAUAUGGGUUCGUUGAGUUCAUGGGAGAAGAAGACGCAGACUACGCCAUAAAGAUAAUGAACAUGAUCAAACUGUAUGGCAAACCGAUACGAGUAAACAAGGCAUCAGCCCAUCAGAAAAACCUCGAUGUUGGGGCCAACAUCUUCAUUGGUAACCUGGAUCCAGAAGUUGAUGAAAAGUUAUUAUACGACACAUUCAGCGCUUUUGGUGUCAUCUUACAAAUACCAAAGAUCAUGCGAGAUUUGGACACGGGCAACUCCAAAGGUUAUGCUUUCAUAAACUUUGCCAGUUUUGAAGCAUCUGAUGCUGCUAUCGAGGCUAUGAAUGGACAGUAUUUAUGUAACAGACCAAUUACCAUUUCAUAUGCUUUCAAAAAAGACAUCAAAGGAGAAAAACACGGUUCUGCUGCAGAACGUCUCUUGGCUGCCCAGAAUCCACUCUCUCUCACCGACAGACCUCAUCAGUUGUUUGCAGAUGCUCCUCCACCUCCCCAACAACCUCCCGCUCCAGUCCCUCCAUCAUCGUUUGCUCCUCCACCACCUCCUCCACCUGUCUGCCAAACCCCUAUGAUGUCCCUGGCAAACAACAUCAGCAUUGGAAUACCCAAUGGAACCAUUGUCUCAACGGCAACCGGCCCUCCUCCACCUGUGCCACCACCUUCAUCAUUACCUGUGCCGCCACCUGUUGCAGGAAGCAUGCCACCACCUCCUAUGCCUCCCGGAAUGCCUUCAUUUCCACCACCAAGUGGAGCACCUCCUCCAGGUCAACCACCAUCAUACCCUCCACCACCACCUCUCACGAGACCGCCUCCACCUCCAUCUGACCAACAAAACUCACAGCAAGUUCCCCCAAUGCCUCCACCUCCAAGACCUCCUAUUUCAGGUAAUGCAGGGCCACCAGCACCCCCUUCGAACAUUGCGCCUCCGCCUCCAGGUCCAAUGCCACCUGGCAUGCCUCCACCACCACCACCCGGUAUGCGACCACCCCCUCCUCCACCUGGAUGGAGAGGACCGACACCACCACGUGGACCACCUCCCUUCGGUCGUCCACCGCCGCCUCCACCACCCCAGCAACGUGGCCCUUCGAUGCCCCCUCCGAGGGGUCAACCUGGAAUGGGUCCGCGCUGUCCACCACCCCCACCGCGUGGUGUCAGACCUCCUCCACCAGGAAACGUGCGACCCGGAAAUCAGAGAUACUAAGAGGGGUUCCAAGGGACCAGGACGUCGGAAUUCACAAAUGUCCAUAUUGGACGUCUGUGUUUUUUGCCUAAAAUAUUGUUUCUUUCCAUAAUAUCGGGUGAGGGGUUAGCAAUGGAGUACACAGAAAGGGGGUUGAACAAAAGAGAGAAAGAAAGGAAAGGGUUGAAAAGAAGCGGCCCUUUUUUAUUUUUUAUUUUAUUUUUUUUUUAAUCUUUAAUCUUUAACAACAGGGGGAAUCUAAAACAUCUCGCAUCUUGUACAUUCAUUUAAAAG
Octopus sinensis (East Asian common octopus) is the source of this 1666-nucleotide messenger RNA. Its product is annotated as splicing factor 3B subunit 4. Gene Ontology annotation, biological process: positive regulation of mRNA splicing, via spliceosome. Gene Ontology annotation, cellular component: U12-type spliceosomal complex; nucleolus. Bases 32 to 1393 code for a protein of 453 amino acids. Gene Ontology annotation, molecular function: RNA binding. Lineage: Eukaryota; Metazoa; Mollusca; Cephalopoda; Octopoda; Octopodidae. The transcript has 10 exons. The record is from RefSeq and is a predicted model, not a curated record.